AUAUAACUACAAUAAAAUUAUAAAAUUUAUAUUCUAGUACAAAUAAUAGAUAGGGCUGGUUAUUUUCGAACUUCUUGAUAAACUUAUUUGUCAGAUAAAUGUGCCUGCCUUUAUUUAUUCAGAAAAAAAAGUAAUUUUACCAAGAAGUUUGAACAAUCUGCUCCUAAUCUUGGAAAUGGAUCUGCUCCGAAGUACGCGCAUGCGCCGGCACUCGCGCAGCGCAGUUCACCACAUGGUCCACAGCGUGAUAAGUGUGCGUUUAUUAUCUUACGGUUUUAUAUUGUAUUUUUCUGUGCAUUAUGUAAUAUACGUAAGAAAAAAGUGAUUUGUCAUAAACUUACCGAUGACAAUUCAAGACAUGGAUAUCUGUUUAAAUGUAACGGCGGAUCCAGCUGUUACAAAGAAAAAGAAUACAUUAAGAAGAAGUGAAUAUUCCACAACAUCAAUUAAAAGGUUAAAGAAACAAUCAUUUCAUAAAGAUGCUGUACCAGAUAGCAAGGACUUAAAGAGAAACGCGAAUACGCAAGUGACGGGGUCUAAAAAGAGAAUUAAGCAGAAAUCAUUGGCAGCUAUCUUCGCUAACAAGUUGAGCGAAACAAAUGUCAUCCAAAACGCACAGCACUUUCAGGUUCCAUCUCACGGUAAAGACGUAACAGCGAAAGUAGCAAAGCCAAAAAAUAUUAAACAGUCUAAUGCCACAAACAAGAAGAAUGUGAAAUCUGACAGGAUUCUCUCUGCUGCAAAUUUUGAUUUUACAAAUGAAUCAAUUGUGUCUUUUACAAAGGCAACAAAGCAUAAUGGUAAAACACUAUUGGCAAAAAUGAGAGAUUCAAAGAACGAAUCAAAGAGAUCACUUUCUGAUAUAUUUUCGAGUCAAUUAAAAAGUCCAAAUGAGUCAGGUGCUAUAAAUUUAAGUCAGAAACAUGAUAUCCAUAAAAAUAAAUUUAAAUUAGACAAAAAAUCCAAAGUAGUAACUAAAGAAAAACAAGUUUUAAAAUCUAGUACGAUACCUUUUAUUACAAACUCCGAUUCUACAAAUAAAUUAGCUAGGGCUUUAACAAAGGAACAUGUUAAUAGAGCACUGUUAUCGAAAAAGAAAGAUAAAUUGAAAGCUAAAACAAAGAGAUUGCCUGUUAUAUUUUCGACCCAAUUAAAGAGUAAAAAUGAGUCAGGUACUAUAAAUUUAUGUCACAAAUAUGAUGUUCAUAAAGAUAAUUUCAAAUCUGACAAAAAAUCCAAAGUAGUAACAAAGGAAAAACCAAUUUCAAAAUCUGAUAAGAUACCUUCUAGCACAAAUUUUGGUUCCAAAAAUGAAUCAGCUGUAGCCUUUUCAAAAAUAACAAAUGAAUAUACUAAUAAAAUACAGCUGGCGAAAAAGAAAGAUUUGAAGGCCGAACCAAAAAGAUCACUUUCUGAUAUAUUUUCAAGUCAAUUAAAAAAUCAGAAUGAGUCAGACACUUUAAAUUUAAUUCAGAAACAUGAUAUUUCUACAGAUAAUUUUAAAUCAGACAAAAAAAAUAAAGUAAUAGGUAAGGAACCUGCUUUAAAAAACACAAAGAAAACAGAUAUUUUGAAUAAAAGAAAAGAAAGAAAAAAUAAAAAGCAAAUUAUAAAUAACGACAGGGAAUUAGACAAAACUCCACAAUUAACGCACAGAACUGGUGGAAAAUUUUCCUCUUUAUUUGGCAAUAAUCCCGAGGUACCGACCAUAGGCCAGCGACUUGUAAAACCUGUACAUGAACCAGUUUUUACAGAGAUUACUUUUGCAGAUCUCAAUAUUCAUCCGUUUACAAUCUCAAAUUUAGAGCAAAGUAUGGGUAUAACUAAAAUGACAACAGUUCAACAAAAAGCGAUCCCUCAAAUAUUCUCAGCUAAAGAUGUUCUAAUAAGAUCUCAGACUGGAUCUGGAAAAACGUUAGCGUAUGCGUUACCCAUUGUUGAAUUGUUACAUAAAAUUAGACCACAAUUAAGUAGAAAUAGCGGUUUGUUGGCCCUCAUAAUUGUUCCAACAAGGGAAUUGGCCUUGCAGACGUACGAAUGUUUUAUAAAACUGGUUAAACCUUUUACUUGGAUCGUGCCAGGCUACAUAUUUGGCGGAGAGAAGAGGAAAGCGGAAAAAGCUCGAUUACGAAAAGGAUGUAAUAUCUUAAUAUCCACUCCUGGUAGAUUAUUAGAUCACAUAAAACACACAAAAGCGUUGAGAUUAAAUGACGUUAAAUAUUUCGUAUUAGAUGAAGCUGAUAGAAUGCUUGAUAUGGGUUAUGAAAUGGAUAUUUCUGGGAUAGUAAGUGCUUUGAAAGUGUCAUCUAAUAAUGAAGAAUCAGGAUACGACGCUAUGAAAAUAUUUAAACAAAAUAGUAAAAAGAUAUUUACAGAUAAAGUAAUUGAAGAAAUUUCAAAGGAAGAUAUAAAAUCCAAAAUAGAAAAUAAUAAUAGUAGGAGUAAAAAGAAACAAAUAUAUCAUUCAAGUGACGAAAACGACGCGGGUCAAGCCGCGGAUGGCAUUAGUUCUUUUCCUUCGAAAAAAAGAAAAAAAGAUACAAAGCAUUCCGAUAUGAAUCAAGAAUCUGACUUGAAAACGGAAAAUGUUCCAAACGUCGAGCGAGAUUACGAAAAUCAGUCGAGAAGGCAGACAAUUUUGUUGUCCGCGACUUUAACACAAGCCGUUGAAAAAUUGGCGGGUCUCACGAUGCACGAUCCGAUCUUCGUUGAUGCGGCUAAAGAGACUCUAGAAGCGAGCGGGGGAGAUGCUAGCGAGAUUAACGAGGAUCUCGUAGUUCCGCAAAGCGUAAAUCAGAUUUACUUGAUAACCCCGCCUAAAUUAAGAAUGGUUACUCUAAGCGCUUACAUCGCCGGGAGAUGUCAGACUCCUGGGGAACAUAAAAUAUUGAUUUUUAUGGCUACGCAAGACAUGGUAGAUUAUCAUACCGAAAUUUUGUCAGCCGUUCUUACGAAACCAGUAGACGAUGAUGACGAAGACUCCGAUCCGCUGGUUGAUGUAGAAUUCUUUAAACUGCAUGGUAACAUGAUACAGAAAGAAAGGACGGAGGUCUUCAAAACUUUCAGUCAAGCGAAAAGUGGAGUACUACUGUGCACGGAUGUUGCAGCACGAGGAUUAGACAUGCCGAAGGUGGACUGCGUUGUACAGUAUACGGGUCCAAUUUCGACUAGAGAUUACGUUCAUCGAAUCGGUAGAACUGCGCGCGCAGGUUGUUCCGGCACGGCGACGAUCUUCCUAACGCCCUCGGAAAUCGAGUUCGUGCGAAUGCUCGAGUCGAGACGCAUCAGAAUCAAGCAGCAGGACAUGAAUGAUGUUCUGGACAAGCUACUGGGACCUCUUUCCAAGCACAACUCCGUCCAGGCAGCGGCUAUUGCCCUCCAAAACGAUUUCGAAGAUUUAGUGUUGGAGAACAAGCAACUUCGCGCGAAAGCGUGUAAAGCCUACGUCUCAUGGAUGCGUUUCUACACGAGUUAUCCGCGCGACAUGCGCGAGAUAUUCAAUCGGAAGGAGCUUCAUUUAGGUCACUAUGCCAAGAGUUUCGCAUUGAGAUUUCCGCCGCACCAAGUCGGCGGAAUCGUCAGGAAGCUCCGCGAGAAAGACAUCUCGACACAACCUAGACACAACAAUCGUCUGUCGAACAACAAGUCAUCUGACGGGGUGCCGCAAAAGAAGCAGAGGACCCGAAACGACGGCGGCGGGCAAAGAACGGGGUUGUUGAAGAGGGUCAGAAUGCUCAACACCUCCGAAUACGAUAGCGGCCUCGAACCCCCGAAGAAGCCAAAGAAGUAAUCUCCGUGCUUCAUCGCGAUUGUACAGGUUGUAAAUAGAAACAGUGAUUUCACGUCUAUGAUUCGCUCCUUGUGAACAUGCGUCUGUUUUUAGCCUUGAUAUGUAUUAACGUUUUGUUUAUACAUUUUGUAAUACAUUUUAGUCAAAUGUUUUAACCUCAUUUUAAUGAUUAAUUAUUUAUCAAAAA
Messenger RNA from Monomorium pharaonis (pharaoh ant), 3977 nucleotides. Its product is annotated as probable ATP-dependent RNA helicase DDX31. The transcript is spliced from 9 exons. Gene Ontology annotation, cellular component: nucleus. Gene Ontology annotation, biological process: ribosome biogenesis. The record is from RefSeq and is a predicted model, not a curated record. Gene Ontology annotation, molecular function: nucleic acid binding; ATP binding; RNA helicase activity. The coding region runs from base 344 to 3790 and encodes 1148 amino acids. Lineage: Eukaryota; Metazoa; Arthropoda; Insecta; Hymenoptera; Formicidae.